Molecule: messenger RNA, 4429 nt
Organism: Salvelinus namaycush (lake trout)
Lineage: Eukaryota; Metazoa; Chordata; Actinopteri; Salmoniformes; Salmonidae
Exons: 2
Coding region: 854-2743 (629 amino acids)
Source: RefSeq, a predicted model, not a curated record
UCUGCAUCCUGUGGUGGCGGCGUGCAGCGGAGGCUGGUGAAAUGUGUGAACACCAAGACGGAGCCUGGGGAGGAGGAGGAGCAUGCCCAUUGUGACUCUGAGCCCUGGCCAGAAAACAGCCAGAAGUGUAACCUGAAUGAGUGUGACAGCGGUCCUGCUGGGCUCACGUGUCUUCGUGACCGCCUCACGUUCCGUUUCUGUCAGACCCUCCAGUGGCUUGGCCGAUGCCACCUGCCCGCCGUGCGGACGCAGUGCUGCAAGACCUGUGGCCGGCGUUCCCGUGGCAACGAGCGCACGUCCCGUCGCUGAGGUCAGCGAUCAAUAUAGGGUGGACACGGUCAGCCACACUCUUACACUCACACGCACAGACAUGGACACGCACAGACAUGGACACGCACAGACAUGGACACACACAUACAUGGACACACACAACACAUACAGAUGAUCAGGUAGCAGCUCUGGACCUGCAAAAUUGCAGCAUCCAUCUUGUCCAUCUGUCAUUGAAGGGUGAAUCUUGAGCUGGAUACACACACACACAAUUUCUCAUACAGGUCUAGUGUCAAAUUGGUAGCUACUCUCACCCUGCUGUCCUGGCUGCUGGGUCAGAGCUGCUGGGUCAGAGCUGCUGGGUCAGAGCUCCUCAGCCGGUGGUGAUAGAGCCACAUUCUCGGGGGCAGGAAAACCAUACCUGAGCUGUGCUUGAUUAGUUUGCCUGGUAUAAUGGAACCAAUGGAAUAAUCCCAAAGGUGCUAAUAGAAUUAUAUCAAGCACUCCUCAAAUAAUGAUUUUACACAUAGUAGGAUGGGACCACAUGACACAACACAAAUUCCUCCAAACUGUAUAAUGAAGAAACAUGGUUGUUGCUCUCUCUACUGUUGAGAUAAUGAUGUAUGUGUUUGUUUGCACUUUUCUCUCUGAUGGAUCCAACUGUUAUUCUGUUUUGAUUGUGACAAAUGUUGCAGCUGGAACACGUGGUUUAGUCAUAUGUCUGAUUCAGCCAGUAGCAACGUGGACUGGAACACGUGGUUUAGUCAUAUGUCUGGUCCAGCCAGUAGCAACGUGGACUGGAACACGUGGUUUAGUCAUAUGUCUGGUCCAGCCAGUAGCAACGUGGACUGGAACACGUGGUUUAGUCAUAUGUCUGGUACAGCCAGUAGCAACGUGGACUGGAACACGUUGUUUAGUCAUAUGUCUGGUCCAGCCAGUAGCAACGUGGACUGGAACACGUUGUUUAGUCAUAUGUCUGGUCCAGCCAGUAGCAACGUGGACUGGAACACGUGGUUUAGUCAUAUGUCUGGUCCAGCCAGUAGCAACGUGGACUGGAACACGUGGUUUAGUCAUAUGUCUGGUCCAGCCAGUAGCAACGUGGACUGGAACACGUGGUUUAGUCAUAUGUCUGGUCCAGCCAGUAGCAACGUGGACUGGAACACGUGGUUUAGUCAUAUGUCUGGUCCAGCCAGUAGCAACGUGGACUGGAACACGUGGUUUAGUCAUAUGUCUGGUCCAGCCAGUAGCAACGUGGACUGGAACACGUGGUUUAGUCAUAUGUCUGGUCCAGCCAGUAGCAACGUGGACUGGAACACGUGGUUUAGUCAUAUGUCUGGUCCAGCCAGUAGCAACGUGGACUGGAACACGUGGUUUAGUCAUAUGUCUGGUCCAGCCAGUAGCAACGUGGACUGGAACACGUGGUUUAGUCAUAUGUCUGGUCCAGCCAGUAGCAACGUGGACUGGAACACGUGGUUUAGUCAUAUGUCUGGUCCAGCCAGUAGCAACGUGGACUGGAACACGUGGUUUAGUCAUAUGUCUGGUCCAGCCAGUAGCAACGUGGACUGGAACACGUGGUUUAGUCAUAUGUCUGGUCCAGCCAGUAGCAACGUGGACUGGAACACGUGGUUUAGUCAUAUGUCUGGUCCAGCCAGUAGCAACGUGGACUGGAACACGUGGUUUAGUCAUAUGUCUGGUCCAGCCAGUAGCAACGUGGACUGGAACACGUGGUUUAGUCAUAUGUCUGGUCCAGCCAGUAGCAACGUGGACUGGAACACGUGGUUUAGUCAUAUGUCUGGUCCAGCCAGUAGCAACGUGGACUGGAACACGUGGUUUAGUCAUAUGUCUGGUCCAGCCAGUAGCAACGUGGACUGGAACACGUGGUUUAGUCAUAUGUCUGGUCCAGCCAGUAGCAACGUGGACUGGAACACGUGGUUUAGUCAUAUGUCUGGUCCAGCCAGUAGCAACGUGGACUGGAACACGUGGUUUAGUCAUAUGUCUGGUCCAGCCAGUAGCAACGUGGACUGGAACACGUGGUUUAGUCAUAUGUCUGGUCCAGCCAGUAGCAACGUGGACUGGAACACGUGGUUUAGUCAUAUGUCUGGUCCAGCCAGUAGCAACGUGGACUGGAACACGUGGUUUAGUCAUAUGUCUGGUCCAGCCAGUAGCAACGUGGACUGGAACACGUGGUUUAGUCAUAUGUCUGGUCCAGCCAGUAGCAACGUGGACUGGAACACGUGGUUUAGUCAUAUGUCUGGUCCAGCCAGUAGCAACGUGGACUGGAACACGUGGUUUAGUCAUAUGUCUGGUCCAGCCAGUAGCAACGUGGACUGGAACACGUGGUUUAGUCAUAUGUCUGGUCCAGCCAGUAGCAACGUGGACUGGAACACGUGGUUUAGUCAUAUGUCUGGUCCAGCCAGUAGCAACGUGGACUGGACCAGCGUACUUAUUUAGCAUACAGUUGUUACACAUUUGUUAACUACAAGAUUACCUUGUAGCUCAUACAAUGCUUUGUAUUGAUAGCAGCUGAUGUAGCGACUAGUACAUGUAGCAUAAGCAACACCACUUGUCAAGUUGGUUCCCAGCUUGUGAACAAUGCUUUAUAAAGCAGCUACGUAGUGUAAUUAGAGUUUCAUGAAUGCUUAUAAAAUGAGUAAAAAAAAAAAAAAGCCAAAUUCUUUGACAAUGGUGCUGCGAAAAUAACCUGGUGCUAGAGGCGGCCUCGAGCGUCAAACUCCGUCAGGUCAGGUGUUGGCUGACCAGUGCCUUUUCUACUUGAAUCAUUCCUUCCAUUAAAGUAUUUGUCUCUAAAUUCUGCCGUUUUAGUAUUUGACAUUUUAGUAUUUGUCUCUAAAUUCUGCCAUUUUAGUAUUUGUCUCUAAAUCUCAGUAGAAUUCAGCUUUGACCUUACGUACAGUAAUGGGAGAAUUGUUCAGUGUACAGGGGAAUAGAAUCAUUAGAAUAAUGUUACUUUUCGCCAUUCUCAGAGAAUUACGGAGGGCAUUGAGGUUUUAGAACAACAGCACAAGGGAGGAAUAUAUGAAUUGCUAAUUUAAGUUAUCAGUGCAUUGCUUUUAUAAAUUAGAAUGAAUCAUUUUGUAUGCCUCCAAGAAUGAGUAUUUCUUCUGUCAUUUUGAUGUAGUGAGUGGCUGUAAUAUUUUGUUUAGGCAAUAUGCAAACACUUGACCCGCCUCAUCCUAAUUUAUGCACUCAGAUGUGUAAUUAUUACUAAUGAUGAUACAUUGUUCUAAGAAUUAAUUUCCUGUCAAAUGUUUCGCUUUUAAAUUAGUUCUUUCAGAAUUCCUUUGUUUUUGAGGAUACUCUGUUAAAAAACAACAAUAUAUUUUCUCAUCAUGGCACUGAUAAAUCAUCAAUACUUACAGUAGUUUCCACUCUGAGACCUUUAUUCUUAUCCACCUUUGUUUUCACCACUUUCUUGACGAUUUAGUUUAUUUUUUAAAUCUGUGACCACUGAGAGAUACUGUAUAUGUGUCACUUUUGAUUUUGAAAUGUAAUUUUUAGUUUGACCAUACACAUUAGAGUUGAUAAUGAUGAUAAAUCUUCAGCAGUCCUUUACGUUUCUAGAGACUCAGAAGCAGUUUAUAUCACUCCUGAUUCAGGGAUCCUUUUAGUCAUGCAACCUGAGGAAAUUAGGAUUUACCACAAGGUUUGUUCUGACAGAUGAAUGAUUAGUCUUGUAAAUGUUUUGCUUUAUAAGUGAUGUAUCCUCUAUGUACAGUCAUAUUUUUCCAGCAGCUUCCCAUUCCUGUAGUGAUGGGACAGAGGUUAUUCUAUGCUCUGGGCUAUAUUGGCACCAUCUGUAAGCGCUGUGGUGAGGUUGAACUCUGACUUCCACCUGAGGUUGAUGGUGAGAACCAGGGCAGAGUAGCUGCCUGAGGCUUUCCUGCAGUGGAUAUGUGGCAUACUACUGUUUGUGAAACAAAGUUUCUAUAUUCGUCUCUAAAGGGCACAGGGAAAGAUCUCUUCUGUUGUUUCUUCUUGCCUCUUAACAAUGUUCAACAGCACUCAAACCCAUCCACUUACAAAAUCCAUUUAGUCAUGCUUUUUUGUGUUCAUCAAUAGUACAUUUAUUUUGUAACAUAAAUGUUUGUACUUUACAUUUUGUAUUUAUACCACUUCAAAUAAAAAUUGUUGAAAAUAAAAA